This is a messenger RNA of Papaver somniferum (opium poppy), 1432 nucleotides long. Its product is annotated as 1-aminocyclopropane-1-carboxylate oxidase homolog 1-like. Bases 156 to 1211 code for a protein of 351 amino acids. The record is from RefSeq and is a predicted model, not a curated record. NCBI's taxonomy places the organism in Eukaryota, Viridiplantae, Streptophyta, Magnoliopsida, Ranunculales, Papaveraceae. The transcript is spliced from 2 exons.
UAAGGUUUCAAGCAAGCAGCCAGUAGUAGUUUACAAAUACUCGUGCAUUAGGACAAUCCCAGAGGAGCUUCAUUCAGAUAUCAAUUAUAAGUUUCUGUUUAUUUUUCUCAAGUUUGAGUUUCUACUGGAUAUAUCAUUCUACAAUCAUCAAAAAAAUGGGGAGUGUCCAACCUGGAGAAGUGCCCCUGUAUGAUCGGAACAAAGAGUUGAAGGCCUUUGAUGAAUCAAAAACUGGUGUCAAAGGUAUAGUUGAUUUGGGAAUUGAAAAGAUUCCUCAAAUGUUUGUCCGGACACAAGAUGAGUUCACCGAGGACUUGGCGUAUACAGAUGCUACGAGGGAUCAGUUUCAGACUCCGGUUAUUGACCUCCAAGGCAUUGAUCAUCGGCGCAACGAGAUUAUCGAUGAGAUUAGACGUGCAUCGAUGACUUGGGGAUUCUUUCAACUGGUGAAUCAUGAAAUACCUAUAAGUGUGACCAAUGAAAUGAUCCAAGGCAUACGUAGAUUUCAUGAGGGAGAUAUAGAGGUGAAGAAACGGUUAUACGUCAGAGACCUCAGCCAAAAAGUACAGUAUGACAGCAACUUUGAUUUUUAUAAAUCAAGAUCUGGUAAUUGGAGGGAUACCUUUCGGUGUCGUUUGUUAAAUCCAGAUCCUAUUGAUCCUCAACUUUUGCCCGAAACUUGCCGAGAUAUAAUAGUUAAGUACUGGAAGCAUAUUAUGAAUCUUGGAGAUACUCUCGCUGAGUUAUUAUCAGAGGCUCUUGGCCUACACAAAGACCACCUCAAAGGCAUGGACUGUACUCAAUACUUGACACUCUUGGGUCAUUAUUAUCCAGCAUGCCCUGAGCCUGAACUGACUAUGGGCACAACAAAGCAUUCAGACCAAAGUUUUUUCACGAUUCUUCUCCAAGAUCAGGUUGCUGGACUGCAAUUUCUUUAUCAGAAUCAAUGGGUUACCGUUAAACCCAUACCUGGAGCCUUAACUAUAAACAUAGGCGAUCUUAUUCAGCUUAUAAGCAAUGACAAGUCUAAAAGCUCUGAGCAUAGGGUAGUCGCGAACCAUGUCGGGCCAAGAGUUUCAGUAGGGUGCUUUUACAGAGCAAGCCUGGACAAGCCUACAUUGCUUUAUCCAAUAAGAGAGCUAACAUCUGGAAGUAAUCCCCCUGUAUACAAAGAUAUCACAUUUAAAGAGUAUCGAUUAUGCUCAUUCUAGAGGGCUUGAUGGCAUUUCCUCCCUAAACUACUUUAAGUUGUGAGUCUUGGUCGAUGGCAAUGUGUGCGUUUUUCUUGCAACUUGGGAUCGUGUAAUGGGAGACUCAGUAGAGCUGAGUGAAAUGCAUUAAUUUAUCCGUUUGUAAUGGUUUGUGUUAUUAGUGUGCAGUUUGUAUCCGUUUACAGAGCAAAAAAAUAAAUAAAAUGUGAUCUUUUAUCUGG